This is a messenger RNA of Anarrhichthys ocellatus (wolf-eel), 7624 nucleotides long. RefSeq names its product shroom family member 2b (gene shroom2b). Lineage: Eukaryota; Metazoa; Chordata; Actinopteri; Perciformes; Anarhichadidae. Gene Ontology annotation, molecular function: actin filament binding. The record is from RefSeq and is a predicted model, not a curated record. Bases 2511 to 6620 code for a protein of 1369 amino acids. Gene Ontology annotation, cellular component: apical plasma membrane; apical junction complex; adherens junction. Gene Ontology annotation, biological process: actin filament organization. The transcript is spliced from 10 exons.
UCUAUUUUUAUCUCUGAUUCUAUCAUCAAGUGGCAUUUAAUCAGGAAGUGGUGUGCGAGCAGGUUUUCCUCGUCUAUAAGACACAUAAAGGUUGAGAGGCAUUUCCCCAGAAGGAUCAGCUGUACAUUUAAAAAGAAGGCCUGACAAACUGCUGUGAUAGCGCUGAGGAUGUAUCUGAAGGUUGAAAAGAGAUGGAGGACAACGUUGGAGCAGGUAAACGGAUGUUCAAGUCUUUCUACGUGUCUAACUGAUUCUUCAGCUUCAGCAGAGAUGCUCACGGUGAAUUUACAAGACAGGAAAUGUUUGUUAAUCACUGUUGCAGCUCUUUAACCUGCACACACACACACACACACAGACACAGAGGAAUCAUUUUAUUCACAGACUACAAAGCACGCAGAUAAUUAUUAUGAAUGUCCUGGAUCCAGAUCUCACUCUGUCUUUGGAUACAUGCACUAGACUUCUCUCCCUCUUCUAAAUGCAGCAGUUUAUGAGAACUUAGUCUGUUUUUGAUAUUGUCACUAUCUCACAAUGCAGAGAAACCCGUUUAAAAUCUAAAAAUCUUAAUAUUUAGCAUAAAUAUUCAUCAUAUUUCCCCACUUUCUUAUCCUUCAAUUGUGGCAUUUUUCAAUGUUUUCUAUCAUUUUUUUUAAUUGAUAAUUUAAAUAAUAGUUUGUUGCAGUGUCUUGUGGUGAAGUUUAUAUAUAUAUAUAUAUCAAAAAGCCAUUAUUGGCUUGAUAUCCGUGUAGAUUUAGUGAGGACAGAGCCAGAUGUUCCAGCUGUUGCUCAUCUUCAGGUCUGCUUUGUGUCAAAGUUCGUGCAUGUUAUUCCCUCCCUCCUUUUUUUUAUUUUUCUGUUGCCGGUGCAGGCAGUGGCACAGCGAUAAGCCCAGCUGUGAUGACGCUCGCACUUUCUAUUGUGUCGUCGUGUUUGGAGCUCAGCGGGGCGAGAUCGUCCUCGCAGGCUGCUGGAUGUUUGGCCUCGGCCUUUUCUAAAUAUCUCACACAUGCACGUCGCUUAACUACUUGUGCAUCACUUUUAUCUUGUUAGAUAAAAACAGGUGUUGACAAACUGCAUAACGUGCCGUUGAAAAAUGAUAUCGCAGUACUCGCGAUAACUUGACUUCCCUUCAAACACACAUGAUUUGUACUUUAAACUAAGAGUGUGCAGCCUCUCCUCCCCGGUGGAGGAGUUUCUUCAUGGUGGAGUCGUCUCUCGGUAUCUGCCUCCCUCCUCCUCCUUCCUCCUUCCUCCCCCUCAGCCUGACAUUGGCUGGUAUCUCUCUAAACAGACUGUGACCCGGGCCAAACAUUCCUGUCUGUGCUAUGUUUCCUGACAAGGACACUGAAGGAGAUCUUCAGCAGAAAAACAGGGUUGUGAAAUGGAGGGUGGUGAUGGAAUGUACAGGCGUAUCAGAUACCUGGUCGAUAACGGGGCAAAACCUGUAUGGAGUCAGAGUUUAUCAAAAUCUGAUCGUCGGAGCCAAGUUUCAAAUGUCAGAAAUGUAACGUCAGAGCCACUUGAAAUGCUGUCGAUCUCUGGACCAGUAAGAUAUAUAAAGUUCUCCGUCUACCAUAUAAAAGGAAGAUUAAACCUAUAAUCCUACAUUUGUUUUGUUUUUAUCUUUUUGGUUAAUCGGGAUAGACUCUUGAGAACAAGGUCGACCCUUAUGUGGAUGUAGUCGCUGCCACAAUAGAAAGUAGAGAAAUAGAAUAAAUGGAAGAACAAAAGAGGACGACAUGCAGAGAUGUGUGCCCGUGAUGAGUAAACUCUGAUAAAGAUUUAAUUUAUUUGUUUUCAUUUUGUUGGAGUUUAAUGGUUCAUGUUGGUUUUAUAAAAUGAAAGUUAAAUGAAGUUGUUGAUGCACGAGUAGUUUCCAAUUGUUCUAAGAAAAUAAAAGAUAAAAGUGACUUGAUAAGAUCUGUAACUUCCUUGUUUUAAGGCUCAUGCACAGCUUGUACUAGAUUUGGCAGCAGAAGUGGUUGUUACAUUUUUCUACUUUAUCUUUAUCUCUUUACCAACUGAUAACUUUUGUUGUGUUCGCGUCCUGUUUGACUUUCCCAGCAGCCCCAGCGGCUCUGCAGGCACAGAAACUUGCAGCCCAAACACUAGAUUACAGCAAGGACGCUGCAGAACAAUAACUCCUCCCCUUCGCCUCAAAUCCCCCUUCAUAAUCCCCGAGGAAAUCUCCUCCGCAGCACAAGGAGUCGGCUGUGCAGAAGUGAAGUGGAAGUGUCCUUUUUGAAACCAGGGCUGAUGUAGAGCACAAAGACAACUUGCACACAAACAGAACUCUAAACGUGUGAGGUAGUUGGAAGAAUGAUCCAAACUCACGCCCCCAUUCCUGGCACUCGUCCAAGCUGACAGAAGAGGAGUUUGAGGCCGCCAGGCGAGACGCCGCCACGGCACCUGCCUGGCAGCCAGAACAUGAAGCAAGGGCCAAAGAGUCGUCCAAUCAAGAGGACCAGAACUCCCAGUGUCAGCUAACCAGCCAGUUGAGCUCAGGGACCAACAUGGAGAAAGUGGAGCGUCCCUCUCAUCCCUUCCCACCAGGUCGUCUUUCCCCGAAUAAAUACAUCAGCAGUGAUGAGCCGCUCUGUGGACCAGGAGGCAAAAGAGACUCCGGGUUCAGCUGUUUCUCCAUCACCUCCAGCCCUCCUGUUCAUGACCACAAAACAUCUGAUGGGAAGGGUACCAGCACUGAAAACAUUUUUUUCAAGGGCCUUCAUAGUGAAGGGCCUCAGCAGGUGGACCGGCCCAGGUACCUGCAGCCGAUGCUGGGAAACGGAGGCUGGGAGGGAUCACGGGGCGAGGAGCAGUCUGCCUCUCGGGUCUCCGUCGCAGGGAGGCUCAGCGCAGGCCCACUGUGGCAGGUACCAGAGAAGAAGAAGGACCAGCCUCCUCCUCCCCCACAGCCUCCCCUGCGCAGUGACAGUUUUGCCGCCACAAAGGUGUUCCCGUACUCUGAAGGGCCUAGCGGGCCAGCAAAGACCCACGGCAGGUAUAUUGAAAAACUGACAGAACAUAACCUCAGAUCUCAGCAGGAGAAAACCUCAGAGGCGAGACGGAGCUUCAACCCCCUGCCCACCAAAGACUUCCUCCAUCCCAACAUGGCGGCUGACCACAAUCACAACCAGCUGCACCCCAACAAACUCUUCUCGCUGUCCAGCAAUGAUGUCAGACAGUCUCAUUACACCCAACCGCCUGCCCACCAGAGGCAAUACAGUGACGAAAGUCCCUUCUGCAUGCAGACCAGGUCAGUACCUCCUACCAAGAUUCAGAGUGUAGGAAGCUACUAUCGCAGCCUCCAGGAUCUGCCCACAAACAUCUUCAGCCGGAAACACGUCAGGCACUCCACAGCAUCCAUGGCGAGUUCUGCUGUAAACCCAAACCAGGAGAACGGGGGGCACAACAGAUACUACGGUCUGGCAGGCAAGCAUUCGGUUCAGACUGCUGAGCUCCAGGUUAGGCACGGCAAAGUAGAGGUCCGGAGGGGGGAAAUGGAGAAACCGCAACGGGUAAACAACAAUGAACCAGGCUACCAAAGUUCCUUGAAGACCAACAGUAAGACAAAAUACUCUCUACCUCAGUCCCAGCUGCCUUAUAGUGAAAAUAAGGAGCGUAGUGGCCCUUCCCAGCUGGGGAACGGUCUACAUUUUGACCGCCAAACAUCUGAACUUUCUGUUCGAAGCUCAGAGGAUGCUGCAAAGAGAGGUGAAGGACACGCUAAUGACACGAAAAGACACGUCACAGCACAUCAAAGUAACGAUCUUAAGGUCGGUCUUUCACGGCACCAAAACCCUUGGGUGCCGCAAGAAGACCACCGAAUAUCCCCCCUGAAAACCCCACUCCUCCACUCCCUGGCCCAGGAGAGUAGGAGUCUGGCCGUGAGGCAACCAGCAGCUACGACCACGGGUGCAACACAGGAUGCCGGUGACACCAUGGCCACCAGCAGUGGAAAAUCUAAUCGCCGCAGCGACCGUUAUGCCACCACCCUCCGCAAUGAGAUCCAGCAGAAGCGAGCCCAGCUGCAAAAGAGCCGCAGCGCUGCAACCCUGACAUGCGAUGCUGAGGAUGAGGAGUGGAGAUCCACGAAGACAUCUAUGUCUUCUGGUGUCUCCUUCUCCAACACUUACAAGGACCACCUGAAAGAGGCGCAGGCCAGGGUCCUCCAGGCCACCUCCUUCCAGAGACGGGACCUUGAGCCUCUUGGACCAGAGGCGCCGGUUGUUAAAACCUCCAAUGGACGCAUUAGAGGACGUAAACGCUUCCCCCUGGCCAAGAGAAUGCACUCCUUCUCAGAGCCUGACAAGAUAGACAAAGUGGGAGUGGAGGGAGAACCUCAGACAGGGUCUUUCGGAGAGCGGAAGAAGUUCUUUGAGGCCAAACCGGCAUUUUCCAAGCCUGUGCUGAAGUCCAGUCAGGGUGCAAACUUGAACGCGGACCUUUGUGAGAUAGGCAAACCCAAAGAGAGAACUCCCUAUGCAGAGGAGGAGGCUCACCCAUCUGCAGAGCACCUCAGCCCUGGACACAAGCAGGUCUUGGUAGAGCAGCAGAGGCUUGGGACCUUUGCUGAGUACCAGGCUACGUGGAACAAACAGAAGAAGUCAUCAGAGGCCAAGACGCAAGGGAGGUAUCACUCAGCGGAGAACAUCUUGGAUGCCGAUGGUGAGGAGAAGGCUGUGUGCGUCCACGAGAGAUCCCGAUCUUCUCCCUCUGCAGACUUCUAUACACAGAAUAUUCCUUCGCCAUGGCAAGACCCUGACAGCCAGCAGAGCAGUAACGGAGGAAAAACAGAGAGCAGGCUGCGAUGCCAGCCCGACCACAGCCCACAGUCGACCCCGUCAGUCCACAGAAACGAGGGCCUCACCGACCACAGGACCAAACCAGACGCUGCCAGUCCCUCCCACACCACACACUCCCCUGGCCCUCGCAGCCCCAGCCCAGCAUCCCAGUAUCCAGCUCAUCUUCCACAAACUAAGGGCCUCCUGCCUCCGCCCAGGCCCCAUUUAGGCCCAGAAACCACAUCCUCCUCCCAGGAAUUCCUCGCUGGCGCCCAGGCAGACCCGACAGCGCUCCAGCCUCUGUCCAGCUGCAGCUCUGACAGCCAGCACCAUGCUACUGCCCAGAACUCCUACACUGGCCCCGCCUCGGCCAGCUCCCCUCACCUCAGCAGCACGUCCAGAGCCGACUUGAGCAGAGGAGGUGGAGAAAGCGAGGUGGAGAAGGAGCUACCGCAGCCACCUUCCUCUUCAUCCCUGCUCUCUUCCUGGACGGCUGCUGUGUCUUUUCCUGCCACGGAUCGAGCACGGUCUCCCUCUCCACAGUUUGCACCGCUGAGACUGACCGACAAACCGCCGGCCGUGGCCGUGCAGGAUGACUCACCUCUCAGGUCAGAAAAUGAUUUGAAGCUCCUGGCUGAGAUGGAUUUGAACAGUCCGGUGAGGAAGGUCCCGGUGAGGAUCGUCCAAGCCGAGUCCAGCUCGGACCGUGAGGGCCGGGCCUACCUGCCUCAGAGCAGCGAGACUUGCAGCGCCUUUGAGCUUCCGGUCCACGUCCCCUCCCUGAGCACCACGGAGCGCCAGGCCUCGUCCCUGUUCAGCGCUUACACCCGCCAGGACCCGGCUCAGGCUUCAGUCUCAGUCCAGGAGUCGAGUCCAGCAGGGGUUCAGCGCUCGGAGGAGGACGCCAAGAGAGAGGAGCUGGCCAGGGACAUCAUGGGAAAAGACAAGUCCCUGGUGGACAUCUUGGACCAGAGUGGCAGGAGGACUACCAUGGACCUGAUGGAAGGACUCUUCCCCACGGAGGAGCAGGUCCUGGAGGGGAACCACCAGCGCAGGAGGGCCUCCUCUGGCUCCAGACUGCCCACCUCAUCCCCCAGGAGCAUGGACAGGAGGGAGGAUGAGGACUUGCCUGCAUCAGCUGCAGCCUCCCUGGUCCCCAGCUCCUCCUACUACAACACAUCGGCUCCCAAAGCCGAGCUCCUCAUCAAGAUGAAGGACAUGCAGGAGCAGCUGGAGGAGCAGGACUCUGAGGACGAGCUGGACGUCGACCUCGCCGGUAAAAAGGUGAAGACACAAGAGCUGAUCUCCAGCCUGGCCAGGAAGCUGGAGGUGCUGCGGGAGGCCCGGCACAGCCUGCAGGAGGACGUGGAGGACAACGAGGCUCUGGGCCGGGAGGUGGAGGCCACCGUGCAGCGUCUCUGUCAGGCCAACCAGCUCGACAAGUUCUGCAUGUUCGUGGGCGACCUGGACAAGGUGGUGAGCCUGCUGCUGUCGCUGUCUGGGCGGCUCGCCCGGGUGGAGAACGCUCUCAACACCCUGGAGGACGAGGCCUCGCCAGAGGAGAAGCAAACCCUGACAGAGAAGCGUAAGCUGCUGAUGCAGCAGCACGAAGACGCCAAGGAGCUGAAGGAGAACCUGGACCGUCGGGAGCGGCUGGUGUCCGGCAUCAUGGAGGCCCACCUGGACACAGAAAGCCUGGACGACUACCGCCACUUUGUGAAGAUGAAGUCAGCCCUCAUCAUCGAGCAGCGGAAACUGGAGGAUAAGAUCAAGCUGGGCGAGGAGCAGCUGAAGUGCCUGGUGGACAGUCUGCCGCUGGAGCAGAGGCCGCUGUUCUGAUACCGUUCACCUGGAAAAGCAUCUGGUUCUUCUGGAUCAAGAUGGAGGCCCAUUUGAAGGAGCUACAUGUAGCAUUUUGAUAUUAAUGUCUUUGUUAAAUUGUUCAUGCCAAAGAGCAUUUCAUGCCAGUGGUACUGUUUUUCAGGAAUGAAUACUACAUUACCCAUGUGGCCCUUUUUGACCAAAUAGUUCCAGGAUCAAAGGAGCCUGAGCAACUAAAUUGGGUCUAUUUGACCUAAAGUAGAUUAAACAACGGCGGCUUCCUUGAGGCCCAAUUUUUGCAGGAUGACUAGACAAGAACACGGAGAUGUUGUGUUGUCAUUUUUUUCUUCUGCUUUGGUAUGCAUCUGUAUUAAUGAUUGAAUAAACUAGACUUCCGGGGAAGUUCCUGAGUUCCUUAAAAGGUCAAAGGUUCCUAAAAACGUUCAUAAUAACGUAACAUAAUGUAUUCUAUUGACUGAGGAGGAUAAACAAAAGAUUUAAUGUUCUCUUUCAUUCCUUCUCCAGUCGGCUGCACCAGAAACUCUUAAUAUAAAUAUUAAUCCCCAAAAUGUACAUUUAGUCCAGAGACCGUUGUGUUUAGUAUUUUAAAGUCAUUCUACUCAUGGUUCACUGAUGUUUUAUAACAUUUUAUAUUACUCUUUUGGAGGCGUUUUAUCUCCGUUUACUCCAAGAUGAAUGUUUAAUACUCAAACACAGAUUUUAGAUGGUUAAAACUUUGAUCAGAAUCAUAUUUUAUUGUUUAUGUAUUUACAUCUCAACACCCCUCCAGAGAUGAGAGUUAAGAGAAAAGCAGCAAUGGAAAAGUCAAACGCACAAACCAGAUGUUCUCAACCAAAAAGUCAAACACACAAACCAGAUGUUCUCAACCAAAAAGUCAAACACACAAACCAGAUGUUCUCAACCAUUAUCUUAGUGUUUCUAGCCCCGCUUCAUUAUCUUAGUGUUUCUGGCCCCGCUUCGUUAUCUUAGUGUUUCUGGCCCCGCUUCAUUAUCUUAGUGUU